AUGCCGUCCAAUGGAUCCAAUAACAAGAUGCCACCUGCUCGCAUGACCACAAAGCAGAGUCCAGAAGAAGAGAAAAACGUUUCUAUCGCAAAAGAGUACAUGAGAAUCGCGUACUCGCCUUCGGAGAACAAAGGCAGCAAGUCAGUCGAACACCUCUGCGCAGAUGAUGCCUGGUUCUGGGCACCCACCACAUUCCCAGGAGUCAAGUCUCCGCAAGAAUAUGCAGAGAGUCAUUCACAUGUUAUGGCCAGUAUCGCAGACUUGCACAUUGUUUGUUACGAUCAAGUGUUUGCGAAAGAUGGACAUGUGCUGUUGAGAUACACAGCUGAGGGUAGCCACUGUGGUGAGCCUCACAAAGGCAUUGAAAAGACUGGCAAUAAAGCCAAAUGGAGUGCGGCAGCCAUCUUUGAGAUUGAGAAUGGCAAGGUCAAGAGUUUUACCAAGGACUGGGAUAAGCUGCAUAUGUGGAAGCAACUUGGAUGGAUGAAAGGGGACGAAUAUGUCUAA
Aureobasidium pullulans EXF-150 is the source of this 507-nucleotide messenger RNA. RefSeq names its product NTF2-like protein. Lineage: Eukaryota; Fungi; Ascomycota; Dothideomycetes; Dothideales; Saccotheciaceae. Gene Ontology annotation, biological process: polyketide metabolic process. The coding region runs from base 1 to 507 and encodes 168 amino acids. The record is from RefSeq and is a predicted model, not a curated record. The transcript has 2 exons.